This is a messenger RNA of Ambispora gerdemannii, 766 nucleotides long. Lineage: Eukaryota; Fungi; Glomeromycota; Glomeromycetes; Archaeosporales; Ambisporaceae. The record is from the annotation of a GenBank genome assembly.
AAUUUACUUACUUCAAUGCUUUCAAAGAAAAUGGUGAAGAGGAUAUUUUUGACAUCGAUCAAGUUUCCUUUGCAAGUGCCCGAGUCUUGCUAAAUGAUGAUGACAAUGACGUAGACUGGACUGAAAUUGAAGUUGAAGAUUCUGACCUUUAUGAAUCUUUUUUGACGAUGCAUGAUCAUUGCGAUGAUACAAGUGAUGCUCUAAGAGAUAUCAGAAAAUGGUUAAUAUCAAUAGCAGAGUCAAGUGAUCUAAAUCUGCAAGAAGGACUCCUUGCACUGAUAACUCCAACACUAAUCAUUCUUAACAAAGCAGACCAAAACUCACCGGAAAUCGAAACGACAAAUCUCCCAAGCAAGUUAAUUGUUAGAAUAGCAUUAAAAAUGGGAAAAGAUAAAGCAAUGAAGGAAAGAACUUAUGUAAUAACUCCGGAAAAGGCUUCGAAGAUGGUCGGAGACCAGAAUUCCGUCAAUCAACCACUGUUCGGGGAAUCCUCAAUCACCAACAAUCUUCUAGUGAUAUAUGAGACUAUUUUGAAUACAAUGUUAGAAACUCGUAUAAAUAACUUUGGUAUGGAAGAUGUGCAUUCAGAAAUCAUCAAACAAGUACCUGUAGUUCGUAAUACUUUACCAACAAAUGUCGUGAUAUUGAAACCUGGUGAUCCACCCAAUUGUAAUGAAAAUGUUUAUGCAGCAUGCGAAAUAUACUGUGGUGAUUUACCUCGUGGUGACCGUUUAUAUAUUGCAUGUGACCAGGCAAUUUUUGCAAG